AUGUCAGGAACAGGAGAGGAUAUUUCCCAGGUACACUGGAAGCAGCAGUGGUUGGAAAAUGGGACGCUGUACUUUCACGUCUCCAUAACCGAGUCUGAGCUUCAGCCACAGGCAACUCAACCCACAUCCCGGGAACCGGCUCAUGUGCUGCACGAACACAUGCACCUGCUCCACAUCUCCGUUAUGGGUGGCCUCAUCGCCCUUCUCCUGCUGAUACUGCUCUUCACCCUGGUCCUCUACACCCGCCACCGGUGGUGCAAGCGCCGCCGGGUCCCCCAGAAGAGCGCCAGCACCGAGGCCACCCACGAGAUCCACUACAUCCCCUCGGUGCUGCUGGGCCCCCAGGGCCGGGACAGCUACCGCGGGUCCCGGGGCCCCCACCAGCACGGCAGCUCCGUCAUCGGGAUGCCCAUCCGCGAGACCCCCAUCCUGGACGACUACGACUCCGACGAGGAGGACGGGGGCGGACACUCGCACAACUCCACGCCCAGCCAGAUCCACAACAAGAUCAGCGACGGGAAGGUUCUGGACGAUUACGGAGUCAACAUCGUUAUCGGAGGACACACGGACGUGCUGUGCAAGGAGGACGAAAUCAAGCAUAACUUUGACAAACGAGGUCUGCAGCACCAAAGAGCUACAAUGUACCUGGCUGCAGCCGUGCCCCCUCAGUGGUGCCUCGGAUCUGCCAGCCCCAGCCCCACUCUCCCCCAUCUCUCAUGA
Molecule: messenger RNA, 720 nt
Organism: Cololabis saira (Pacific saury)
Lineage: Eukaryota; Metazoa; Chordata; Actinopteri; Beloniformes; Belonidae
Product: astrotactin-2-like
Exons: 3
Coding region: 1-720 (239 amino acids)
Biological process (GO): neuron cell-cell adhesion; neuron migration
Source: RefSeq, a predicted model, not a curated record